This is a messenger RNA of Rangifer tarandus platyrhynchus (Svalbard reindeer), 1005 nucleotides long. NCBI's taxonomy places the organism in Eukaryota, Metazoa, Chordata, Mammalia, Artiodactyla, Cervidae. The record is from the annotation of a GenBank genome assembly.
AUGUUGUUGUCAAUUUUAGAGCACACCAAUAAAGUGAACCCUUUACAAAGAAGAGCACCAAGCUGGGGUGUUUACCGAAGGCGAUACACCUAUUGGUCUGAACAGGUCAUUUCCCAGCAGCAGCAAGAUAGAGAUUCAGAAGAAAGUGAUGCUUGUAUGGACAACCAAGCAAGAUAUGCUCGCUGUGAACUUCCAUCCCAUCAUUGGAGAAGUAGUUUUCAGAAACAAGACCAAAUGCAUAUUUACAUGGAGACAAAACAAAAGCCUCCAGAAAAAAGAAUGGGGAGAAACAGACAGGAUGAGACAUUGGGGAGCUGGUUCAAGAUCAUAAUUCCCUUUGGUAUAAAAUAUGAUGAGAAGUGGCUGCUGAAUUUGAUUCAGAAGAAGUGCAGUGUCCCCUUCACUGCAUUCGAAUUUCACUAUGAGAAAAUGCAGGCCCAGUUCUUUGUAGAGAAUGCCAACAUUGCCUGUGCAUUGAAGAAUAUCAAUGGCAAGAUUUUCAAUGAGGUUAAUGAAAAGAUACUUAUCUUGGUUGAGCCCUGUGACGCACCCCAGUCUGUGCAGAAGGCACUGACAUCUGAAAAGGUGGAGCAGAUAAAGCUCACCAUGAACGAACCAUACAAUGCCUGCCAGCAAUCUCUUGACAUCCAGAGACUCCGUUUUGGUCCUGACUUGAUGAUGUGUGAUAUUAGAAUGACAUGGAACCAUAGAAAUAGCAUGGCUGCUUCCCUGCACAUCCAUCCAGGGAUCAGGCCCAUGGUGAAGAUUGCAGGGGAGAUGGACAAGGGUCAUCAGCUGGAACCAGAAGGGAUGUGUGCAGACAGAAAUGCUGUGUGCACCACCUUCCGUGAUAAGUCAACCAACAUGAGCACCCUCCUGGAGUUGUUCCCCAGGUUACUAAGCUUGGAUGGCCAGGAGACACUCUCAGGAUCUAAGUGUGCUAUUGAAGUACCCAAGUGCUUACCAAUGUGCAAGGUGAACACAGAGGAUCCAGCAGUGUUCUAG